UCAUGCCCCGGUGCAUUGUGGUCGCUGUCAGGGGCGCAUGCGCACAUCGGAGCUCCAUCUUUCUAUCCCGAGCGCAGAAGAGCAGCGGAUGUGUUGAUGCUUUUUGGACGUUUUGUUUUUAUUUUCAAACGACCAGAGUCGAUGUGAAACGAACGCGAGCGGACUCCUGCUCCGUUGUUGUGCCCCAGGGAUCCUGCAGCGAGCGCGAUGCGGCGUGAGGCGGGUGUUGUGAGGUAGAUCGAGCCGCUGCUGCUGCGCUUCGGCCGCGGAGACACAUCUGAGUGUAAAUCCGCCGCAGGAGCGUUUCCGGCCCGCGCGAGCAGCCAUAAUGAGCCCAGAGUCUCAUCCCGAACCGAAGCAAAGCGGCUAACUUUUGCUUUAGCAGCGGGCCAGCAGCUCGUUUAUCUGCACCGUUAGAUCGGUCAUCUUCAAGAGUGUCUGAUCAGAUCCAAACAUUAUUUACUGUAACUCGGAAUUCAGAAUACAGCAGUGGAUGAAUGUGACAAGCAUGAUGGGAAAUGUCUUAUGAAGGGUCAUGUUAUUGACAGGAAUCAUGAAUCUGCGAGAGCUGCAUCUGAACGGAGCACGAUGAGCCGUGCGUCUGAAGAUCGGGAGGUGUGCUGUCUGCUGUGAAGAUCCUCUCUCUCCAUGCCUUCAGUCGUCUGAGGUGCUCCAGAUCGGAAGUGUUUUCGGGCUUCUUUCUCAUGGCUUUGAUUGGUCAGACACUAGCGGCGGAGUUCCUGUCUGCAUCGAGUGGAGUUUUACACCGGCCCAUAAAGAUGAAUGGAGGACAAGAGAGGGCGGGUGUAGAGGGCAGAGGUCAGCUGACCCAGGUGCCCAUCGGCUGGCAGCGCAGGGUGGAGGCAUCGGGGGUGCUGUAUAUCAGUCCGAGUGGAUCCGUGCUGUCCUGCCUGGAGCAGGUGAAGUCGUAUCUGCUGACCGAUGGAACCUGUAAAUGUGGUCUGGAGUGUCCUCUCGUCCUCCACAAGGUGUUCAGUUUUGACCGUGGUGCGGUGGUGAAGCAGAGGACUGCGGAGGAUGUGAAGGCCGAUGAGGAUGUGACCAAGCUCUGUAUCCACAAGAGGAAGCUGAUCGCGGUGGCCACGCUACACAAGAGCAUGGAUCGGUCUCCUCCGUCUCUGACGCUCACCAGCCCCGGCGGAGGCACAAGCGUGACGUCCGUGACCCCUAUCACACAGCCUAGAGCAAUAAGGAGUAAAACCCACGAGGGCCAGCCCGAAUGUAAGAACCCGUUCAAGGCGAUGAUGGCGGCGGGGCAGCGGCACUUCUCUCCGGAUCCGUGUGGCCCGCAACAGCCGGAGGUUUUCUCUGCAUUCUCUAGGCAGAGGCACGGAGGCAUGCUGAGCCCUCCCUCAGAAGCCUUCGGCGACGACUCUGUGUCCCCGCGAACAGACGCUCUCGGCAGCCCUGAUGGGUUUGUGCGCAACACCCCCUGCGGCUUCAAGGGGACUAGCAGUCCUGGGGCCAUGCACAGCAGCAGCCGCAUCCCUCUGUCUUCUCCUGGAGUCAUGAUUCACGGCUCACCUGCUGCCCAGUCAUCGUGCAUCAUGGCUGGAAGGACUAACAUGCCUCUGUCCCCUCCGGUUCCCAACAGGAGCCCCAUCAUGAAGAAGCCCCUGUGCAGCUACCUGCCGGGCAUGGACUCCAGCAGGACCGUGUUUCCACAUAAGGCCCCGUCUGCUCCCGCUUGCACCCUGCAGAGCAAACAGCUGAGCUCCGAGAAGGAUCCUCUGGGCAUCCUGGAUCCCAUUCCCAGUAAACCCAACCCUUCCACUUUCCAGCCCAAUGCCCACUCUCAGGUACCAAUGAUGAAUGUAAACAUCCCCCCCGCCAUUGUCCCACUGCCAAGUAACCUGCCUCUACCCUCGGUGAAGCCGGGGCCAGUGGGUCACAUGCAGAGGACACAGCACACCGCCUCCAUCUCCCCGUCGCCGGUCACCUCUCCCAUACACAUGUCCGGGCUGGCCUUGGGCCGCAUGGAGGCAUCUCCACAGCGCUCCCGCUCCUCCUCCACCUCCUCGGAGCAAGGUGGCUUCGCCAUUCCCCCCUGUGGCAGUAUGAAGGUCCCGCCACGCUCACCCAGGCCCUCCAUGAGCUCGCCCCGUCCCACUCUGCCCUCCAGCCCGUGUGGCAAACCGGACACUCUCCACCAGUACAAAGACGUGCCCAGCCAGCUGCUGGCCGGGAUGAGUGCUCAGCACAACUCUAUGUAUCUGCCGGCCCCGGGCAAUGCCCCACAGAAAGAGCACCCAGGCCUCUUGGGAAUGCCACUGAACCAGAUCCUUAACCAACACAACGCUGCCUCUUUCCCCGCCAGCAGCCUCCUCUCAGCGGCCGCCAAAGCACAGCUAGCAAAUCAAAACAAGCUGGGGAGUGGUGGGGCAAGUGCGGGGACAUCUGAUGUCGACAGGGCCAUCGAAUGCCACAAUUCUCUAAAUCCCAUGCUGCCACCCAACCCUGCAAUGAUUGCGGCCGGUGGUGAGAGCCAGAGUGGACGCGCUGCACUUCGGGACAAGCUGAUGGCGCAGCAGCGUGACCCUCAACGCAAGCGCAAACUUCCUCCCAAUGCAAACCACGACAGCGCUUUGUUUAUGAGGACACCACGCCCCUCGGUCGAGCAGAUGAGAAAAACUGCUCGGCUGCCCUCCAACACGUCAAUGGCUCAGCUGCUGCAGUCUCUGAGCAACCACAGCUCACAUGGACCCCGGGGCCGAAGCUUGUGCGAGGCUCCGAGUGCACAGGUCCAGCACCGUCUGCACGGAUCUGGAGUGGAGUCUGUAGCACAGUAUCCCACCGGGAUCAACCAGAUUCAGGCCACGCCGAUGAGAAACUGCGGGCCUGUGAACCAAAGUGGACAAGUUCUUCUUGGAAACCAUGUGAUGGGACACUCAAACUCUCACUUUCAGCCGCGCGUCCCACCAAACCUCAACUGCAUGCUGCCCGCUGGGGGCACUGACUCCACGACCAACGCAGGUGAAGCGGCGCUGAGCUGCAGUGUGGCUAACUCUCCUCAGAUGAUGGCGUCCACGGGACACCUGUACCAUCAGCAUCAGCAGCAUCCGGCGCUCCACGGCUCCGCUCAUCCCGGCCAGGGCCAUUCCUUCACUACGGCUCCUUUCACAGACAGUAACGUUCCCAACUCCAACAGCUUGCCUUGCCUCUACCAGGAUUAUCAGGGCUGUGUGUCUGACGGCGGGACGCAGAUGUGCGCUCUCUCUGGAGACGCAGGCCUGUACCGUGACGCUCCGCAGAAGCUGCAGGGUGAGGUUUCUGUGCCGGGAGGCUCCGGAGGCCAGAGUUCGGUGGACGCUAUCUACAAAGCGGUGGUGGACGCCGCUGGCAAAGGCAUGCACGUGACCAUCACCGCCAGCGCGAGCGGAAGCACACAGGCUAGCCCCGUCCCCGCGCUCAGCGCCAUGAGUGCCUUCACCGCAUCCAUUGGCCCGACACUCGGCUUGCCUCACGCCGUCAGUGCCGUCAUUCACGCGCCGCGCAGAACCGAGGGCACGAGCCGCACACCGCCCAACCGCAGGAGCUCGGAGCAGAACAUGCCCGACGGCACUGACGCCCACGAGUUCUUCCGCUCGCCGCGGCCGCACUGGGACGAGCACAGCCUCGUACACUGGAGAGGAGAGGAGUUUCUGGAGUGCUCCACACAGGUGCGCAGCAGCAAAGCGGAGAGGAAGUGUCCACCGGAGAUGAUCUCCGACGCUCAGAUGGAUGACAAUGCGAGCCUGCGGUUUAGCCACCGUGCCAGAGAGCGGCUGGAGCUCAACGGAGCGCUGCCUCGCGGAGGAUACGGAGAGCCGCUCACCGGAGACGACCAGUCACCUGGAUCCUCCACCAGCUUGGAAGGGCCACUGCUCAAAGACUACACUCACUUCAACGGGCACUUUAACGGACACUGUGCGCCCAGCCCCUCAGACACCAAGAGUCUCAGCAGCGAGGAGGAGCUGCGGCACCCCGACUCUCCUUCGGCCGAGCUGCUGCACUACAGGCCCAGGGCCUUCAAUGUGGGCGAGCUGGUCUGGCCGAUCAAAGGCUUCCCGCCCUGGCCGAACAAACUGAUGGGAGAAGAGCAUGGGUGCAAUGACAGCAUGCAUCUGUCAGAACAGGCCAAGGUGGAACCUGAGCAGCUGAAAACACUAACACAAGACCUUCAGAUGCUAGACAGAGCCAGCAAAAAAAACAGGAAGGCGGGAAAGCUGAAUCAUCAGUUAGAAGCUGCGAUUCAUGAGGCCAUGAGUGAGUUAGACAAGAUGUCUGGAACUGUUCACCAGGAUCGUCAAGUCAAACUGCCCAAACCCAAGAGGAGAAAGAUUUCCAGAUAACAGAAGCAUCAGUGUCUCUCUUUCUGUCUCUUUGAUCGUGGUGCUACUCUCUAGCAGACGGCUCAUCGUGGCUCCGCCCUCAUCCAGUGACUGACAGGUGCUGGAUCAGCCAAUCAGAAAAGGCAGCAAAAACAACUUGCUGAAGUUGCUGAACUAUUUUUUUCUAGUGUACAAGGAGAAAAAAAAAGAAAUUUACUGCAUUUAAGAACACAGACAGUCCAAAUAUUUCUGAUAUGUUUUCGAUGUGUAUAUAGACAAUACAGAAAUUUCAUGGUAAAAACAUGGGAAAAGUGUAAAUACUGUAGGAUAAUGACAUGUACAAGCCAACUCAAUGCACACUUUAUCUUCAGCUGUACAAAACACAAAACAGAAAUGUCUCAUCGGCCCAUAAGGCCCAGCGACAUUACAAUGAAUAAGAGUCAAUCUGAGACUUUUCGAAGCUUCAGUUAGAGUUGUAUUUUGAGUGUGUGUGUGUGUGUGUGUGUGUGUGUGUGUCGGAGUGGACUUCACCAGCUGAAUGGUGUAGUUGGGUUUGACUCGAGCUUGUGGGCUUUUAUAUAUAGUUCAGGUCUUCCAGCACUAAACACUAAUACAUGAAUAUGUUUAUAAUUGUCCCGUGUCAUUUUGCUGUGUUUUCUGUCUUUAUAAGGUUAAGUUGGUCUCUCCUUUGUGGUAUGUGUUUGAGUUAGACGGCACUGGUUUGUUAGGUUUCUUUGGAGUCGUUCGUACUGUAAUAGUCCACGAAGAGGAAAACUAGGGGCCUUAUAAUGGGUGUUAUAAGUAAUGCAUGGACUCCCUGUUUAUUUGACAUGUUCAGUAAACUUGGCAAUAAUAUGGCCCUGUGCAGAUACUCUAAGCCUUAUACUUAAUGUGUAUACACACACACACACACACACACACACACACUUCAGUAUUAUUCCGUUAACACAGUGUUUCUUUGCCUUUCAGGUUGCACUCAUUAUUUUCUCUUUUGAAGUUUCAAUCAUCAAGAAAUUAACCAUACUUGUGGAAAAUCUUCAUUUCGCUGUGCACUUAAUGAUAUAAAUUUCCAGUCAUAUCAGUAAUUGAAUAAAAUUAGAUUUACUCUACAUGGCAUCACAUGACCAGCCGAACACCAAUCACUUUAUCCCAGUAAUGUGGAAAAGAUAAAACGCUGUCAGUAGCUGCAGGUUUGGUUUUUGGCGCUGUAUCCAUGCAUCAGGAGUCAGAAUCAGUCUAAAAACAGUAUCAUGUCAGCCAGCCGCCGUCAGAAACCACUGACUGGCCCAAUUUGGGUGUAAUGUGGUGAUGUUGCAUUUGUGUGCUGCAUUAUGGAAAGACACAGAUGAGCUGUAGAUGUUAAAUCUCUUACAGGCUCGAGAAAGUCCUGUUAUUAUUCAGAUUCAAGCUCUGAAAAGGUUCAUGGGAAAUGUCUCUUCUGAAUGACAAACAGAGGAGUUUGUUUUUGUCUGUGUGUCUAUUUUGCUUUUCUGAAUAUAUGAUCAGAAGGGUUAGAGAAGUGACUUGGUAUCAUAGACUGGGAAAUGGAACAGGUCAAAGGUCAGUGUCAGUUGUACAGAAUCAUGGUGUGACAUGGACAUCUGCCAGUAACACUAACUCGAUAUGAAGAGCUGAUUAAAUUAUUUUUGUGUGUAAACUCUAUAGAUACGUGUGGGAUUUGCAGCACAUUGCUGUGUGAAACUCGCACUCAUCAGUUUGCAUCCAUUUAAAACUCUAAAGCAGGGCAGAUUGAAUGGCAGCUAUUGGCUGUUUUCUCUCCUUGUCAUCUUUACAGAAAUCUCACUACGAAAUUAAGUGCAAUAUUUCCAUUCAGAGGAACUGGGAACUAUAUGGCGCAGAUAUCAUUGCAAUGGCGUUUCAGAGGAGAAAUGGUGCAAGCCCGUGAACAGAUUCGAUCGACUCGUGUCUCUGCUGGUGAAGUCGACUCUGUUGUCAGUGCAGUGCUGCGCUCUGUGUUCAAACUCUUACUGUUCAAGGUCAAAAACAUUUUGUGUUCAGUGUUGCCCAAAACAUUUUCCAUUUCAAUUCUUGAGUCCUUUUCUUUCAUUUCCUCUGUGUGUGUGUGUGUGUACAUUUUUAUUUUAUUCUCUUUGCUUGCUAUUUUAUGAUUGGUAUCUGACUGGUAUUACAAACCUUUCUGAUGUCAAUGUUUUUUCAAUACAUAUCGGAGUAUAUAUUUUCUCACCAGUAUGUACUUUACAGCAGUCGACUUUGUAAAGUAUGUUGUGCACUUGAUUAUGUUUGUUUCUGAUAGCUUUGAUGUGGCUGUUAGGGUUAGUUUGUUAAAGUCCAUAAUUUCUUAUUGUUUCAUUUUAUUUUUUAAGAUGUCAUAAACAGCAGUUUUGUAAAUAUUGUGAACAUUACAGGUCAUGCUGUGAUGUGACAUUGAAAUGAUGUUGCACCAAUGUUUCAAUUAAAACCUGGUCACUAAA
Carassius gibelio (silver crucian carp) is the source of this 6784-nucleotide messenger RNA. RefSeq names its product methyl-CpG-binding domain protein 5. Gene Ontology annotation, molecular function: chromatin binding; DNA binding. The record is from RefSeq and is a predicted model, not a curated record. The transcript is spliced from 12 exons. Bases 705 to 4352 code for a protein of 1215 amino acids. Gene Ontology annotation, cellular component: chromocenter; nucleus. NCBI's taxonomy places the organism in Eukaryota, Metazoa, Chordata, Actinopteri, Cypriniformes, Cyprinidae.